AGCGUAGAUACUCAAAAUCAUUCUAGUGAACAUUCACAAAGUUUACAAAAUUCGAAGGACUUAAUUGAAAUUUUACACAAGGAUUACAAAUCCGGGUGUUGGCGAUGGCUGCUCAACGAGCUGCAGUUCGACAAGGUCUUUUCGCCUUCAGAACAUUGUACACUUCCCCAAUCCGACCCCUGAGUGCGAGCAGUGCUCCGAGACUGGCCUCCUCCUCCUUGGAAAAGACUCCGGCUGGAGGACCGAAGGGGAAGGCGUCGGACACGGUCCCAAAAGACCUCAAAGUCCUCCUCGCCUCCAAGGAUGAGUUGGAACACAAGGAGAAGAUGAAGGGCACCAUCAUGGUGGACGUGCCUUUGGACAUUACAUCAAUUUCUGGAGUCCCUGAAGAACACACGAAGAGUAGACGGGUACGAAUUUUUAAGCCUUGUAAAAACGCGAUGCAGUCUGGAACAAGUAAUACAAAGAAAUGGAAGAUUGAAUUUGAAACGAGAGAACGAUGGGAAAAUGCGUUGAUGGGAUGGUCUUCUAGCGGUGACCCCUUGUCCAACAUGCAAAUUGAUUUUUCUGACAAGGAUGAGGCUGUCGCAUUCUGCGAGAAAAACGGAUGGACAUGGUUCGUAGAAGAACCUGUUGAGAAGCCAAUGAAACCAAAGUCAUAUGGUGCUAAUUUCUCGUGGAACAAGAGGACGCGAGUAUCCACCAAGUAAAUUUAAAUCUAGAUAUUUAAUCUAUCAAUUCUAUUUGUAUAUAUUAGAACCACUCGCAACGUCGCCAUCAACUAAUAUGAUCAAGUUAGAAAUUCUGUAUCAUAUAAAUACUGAAUUCAAAAUUUACAGUCGUGAUUAUAUCAUGUAGAAAUUGUAAAGUAUGUGAAGAAAUAUAAAAUGUAAGUUAAGUAACUGUGUAAAAUAA
Folsomia candida is the source of this 915-nucleotide messenger RNA. RefSeq names its product NADH dehydrogenase [ubiquinone] iron-sulfur protein 4, mitochondrial (gene ND-18). Gene Ontology annotation, biological process: electron transport chain. The transcript has 4 exons. NCBI's taxonomy places the organism in Eukaryota, Metazoa, Arthropoda, Collembola, Entomobryomorpha, Isotomidae. The record is from RefSeq and is a predicted model, not a curated record. The coding region runs from base 105 to 710 and encodes 201 amino acids.